AUGGCACGAGCUCCCGUCCUCGCCGGAUGCCUCCUCCUCGUCCUAGUGGCGAUGGCGGCCUCUCCCGUCGGCGCGGAGGCGCCUGCCCCCGCUCCGGAGAAGUCCAAAACCACCUCGCUGCCGGCGGCCGCGCUGGCGAAGGCGCACGGCGCGGCGGCCGGCGUGGUCGGCACUCUCGAGGCCGGCGUGGCCGGGACACUCGGGAUACUCAAGAACACGCUUGGCGCGCAUCCUGGCGCCAAGGGUGCUAAAGGCCCUGCCGCCGCCGGUGCCCCGCAAGAAGACGUGGCGCCCGCCAUGGCCCCUGCCGGUGCUCCUGCCGCCGCUGGCUCUCGGCGACAUGGCAAGGGUGCUGCCAAUGCCCCUGCUUCCGGCGCGCCCUCCGGCGCGCCCGCCGGCGCUCCAGAACAUGGCUCCGCCGCAAUGGGUCCUGCCGCCGGCGCUCCGGAGUAUGGUGCGUCCGCCAUGGCCCCCGAAGCGGGAUCUCCAGCGCACCACGCCUUCACCAUGGAGCUAGGCGCCUUCGGUCCUACCGCCGAGAGCGAGGAGGCCGAGGAGGCUCCAGCGGGCGCCCCCGAGGCGGAAGCAGGGGCCGAGGGUGAGGCCACGGGCCCGUCCGCCUCCGAAGGACCGGAUGCCGCCGCCGGCCCGGGCUCUGAAGCGUCCAGCGAAGAAGCCGCCUUCCCGCCCGAUGCGCCCAUCGCCGGUGAGGCCCCCAUGGCCGAGGUCACCACCUCCGACAACAGCGCUCCGGCGACCGAAGCGACCCCCGCCGCUAACACCGCCGAGGGGCCCGCCGCCGCCACGGCAGAGGCUCCCGGUCCCGACUCCGAGGAGGCCGACGCUAGCGGAGCGAGCGUCGUCGUCGCGUCCGGCGGCCUCGGGGCUGUCGUCGCGUUCUUAGUCACCGUCGUGUCUGUCGUGGCUGCUCUCUAA
Messenger RNA from Lolium perenne, 936 nucleotides. The record is from RefSeq and is a predicted model, not a curated record. NCBI's taxonomy places the organism in Eukaryota, Viridiplantae, Streptophyta, Magnoliopsida, Poales, Poaceae.